GUCACGUGUCGUUUGAUUCAUCCAUUGAUAAAGAUUUAUCAUGGGAAAUUCCAGACCCCUUGCUUAGGGCUACCAAGAUAAAAACACUUUUUAUGCCGAAUGCUAAAUACAGACAGGAGAAAUCGGUUUUUGAAAGGGUUGUUUGUACUUUUAAGAGGUUACGCGUGUUGGAUAUGAGUAGCUCAGGGAUGCAUACAGUUCCAAGUGGCAUAAGUGAGCUAAGGCACUUAAGGUACCUUGAUCUUUCUUUUAACUAUCUAAGUUGUCUGCCAAAUUCCAUUACCAAGUUGCAAAAUUUGCAAACCCUAAAACUCACUUAUUCUAAUUUCAAAGAAUUGCCGAGAGAUGCUAGAAAUUUGGUGAGCCUUAGGCAUCUUGACCUUGAUAAUUGCAAUGAUUUGACUGAUAUGCCCCGUGGAUUUGGACAACUGACUUCUCUUCGAACAUUGACCCGGUUCAUCGUGGGUACAUGCAGCACUUUAAGUGAAUUAAAAGAUUUAAACAAUUUACGGGGACAGUUAGAGAUUGACUUUCAGUUAGAGAUUGGACUCCCAGAGGGGCAACCGCGGAGAACAUCGAAAGAAGCAGAGGAAGCGAACUUGAAGGGGAAAGAAUAUCUUCAAUCUUUGAUAUUAGGUUUUGGCUGUUACUCUGAUAAUAAGAAGGGGGGGUUAGAAGAGUUAUUGUUGGAAGGUCUCCGGCCACAUGAAACUCUGAAGAAGCUAUUUAUAAAAGGGUAUGGGGGUGUGAGAUUACCAACAUGGAUGUCCUUCCUCCGAAAUCUUGUUGAAAUGAAAUUAUAUUAUUGUAAUGGAUGCAAACAUCUUCCAAAAAUCGAGCAGCUUCCUUUUCUCCGAACUCUUCAUCUGGAAUCUUUAGAUUCCAUAGAGUACAUAGAUGACAACUACAGCUGUAGUACAAGUACUGGGGGUGGUAAUGAAGAUGAGGAGUCCUUAAUCUCUUCUUCUUUUCCAUCGUCAUCAUUGUCAACAACAACAUUCUUUCCAUCACUGAAAUAUCUCCAACUGGAGAAGAUGUAUAAUUUGAAGGGAUGGUGGAGGAGCAAAGUAGCAGCAGAAGAAGAUGAACAAGAACAAUCAACGGUAAACAUUAAUCAAGAAGAGCAGCAACUGUCACUACUACCAUCAUUUCCUUGUCUUGUUGAAUCACAGAUGAAAAGAUGCCCAAAGCUAGCAUCAAUGCCUCUGCAACCCGUUGUUGUAAAACUACAAUUCUGGCAAGUCAACGAGAAGGUAGUACGACAGCAGUUUUCACUCGUUACCUUUUCCAACUUAGAGGAUCUAAAAAUAUGUGACAUCGAGGAUCUAGUUAAUCUGCCGGAGGAGGCAUUCCAACAUCUCACUUCCCUACGGAAACUAAAGAUUUGUAAUUGUCACAGCCUAACCUCUCUGUCCAGAGGGAUGCGACAUCUCACCGCCCUCCACUCUCUGGAAUUCUACCACUUCCAAGAGCUUGACUUGUCAGAUGGUGAUGAUAAUGGCAUGCAUUUUCAAGGCCUUACAAACCUAACUUCUCUGCAUAUUCAAGGCAUCCCCAAGUUGGAGUCUCUUCCUGCUGGGCUUCAACACAUUGCCACUCUACAAUCUCUAUCCAUUUCAGAAUGUUACAAUCUGAAAAGUUUACCAGAGUGGAUAGGCAAUCACACAUCACUUCAACAUCUUUCCAUUUAUAUGUCCGACAAAUUGACAUCAUUGCCCGAAGGGAUGCGUCGUCUCACAGCAUUACAACAACUGAAAAUUGAAUUUUGUUCAACUGAGCUAUAUCAUAGAUGCCAAAAGGAAACGGGGGAAGAUUGGCCUAAGAUUGCUCACAUCCCAAACGUUGACAUAUAGAAGGUACCAUAGCACGAAGCAGUGACCUACUACCCCUGCAUUUUACAGAUUGGAGGAAGUUACCGGAUCGGUUUAAAGGGAGGAAAAGUUUAUCAUUCCAGAGUACGCUAAUUAAUGAGUACUGAAAUCAACUGGUAGGAAGUGGAGGAACUUUAAGUCUAACUUGAAGAAGAAGCAUUACAAGACACGUGGCUAAUGAGGAGCGACUGGCAGAUCGUGAUGAUCGAGUCCAGCCAGAGCAGUGGUAUUACCUACUUCGAUUUUGGAACUCAAACAAAGGACAGGUAUGUAAGGUGAACUGAAAUUUAUUAAAUUAAACUUAUAAUCUUUAAUAUUGUUUUAGUGUCCUUAGUUUGCUUUACACCGAAUUUUAUCUCCUUUUUAUGGCUGUUGGAGUGAUAGCAAAGUAAGCACGCUUUAGGGCAUCCCCUUUUCCUCUUUUAAUCUUUAUUCCUGUUUCGUAAUGAGAAAUCUAGUGACUGUUCUAAAUAGCCAAAGAAAGACUGAGGAAUCAAGUUAAUCAAUUGUGAGAGGACAUUUUAUAGUACUUUUAGUGCACAUUAAAUGCUUAUUAAUUAGUCUGUUAAUCCCAAUAAUGUUUACACUGCUAGACCUCCCAAUGGAUGCACCAGUUUAUAUAGUCUCACUAAUUUAUCACCCUUGCUCUCAUCAUAUCAGAUUUACAUACAUCCUCAAGUUAUAGGAUUAGCUAUAGCAUUCUGAUGAUCAACUUGAUCAUGUGCCUAUCAAGAAAGGUUAGUAUAUUCUGUCCAUUAAUUCUCAGUGUACGUCCAUACAUUUGAUGAUUCCAUUAGUCAUUUGUUUGAAAAACUGAUCAAGAAAUUCUUGAUAAUCUCUAAAGCGCAAGUAUAAUGGGAGAUCAUUAAAAUAAAAGCAAAUAAUGAUGAUUCUUGGGGAUAACAGGCUGAUGUUUAUGGUCAGUAUUAUUUUUAUGUUCUCUGUUUAUAGUAGAGUAAAUGUUUGAUGGUUCUCUUAUCUUUCUUUCAGCAAUGCUUUAAUAUGUUUUUCUUGUUUUUAGGAGCAUAGCAUUAUUAAUACUGCCAAUCGUUCUAAGGAAAAAAAUACCCACAUAGCAGGGUCAAAAUGAUUUGCAUGAAUACACGAGGAGGAGGUAAGCUAUUUUGUUCAUUAUGCUUAUGUGAUAAUAUUUUGGAAGUCUGAGUUCCAAAUAAAUUUUCUGGACUUUAGUGUUAUUUUCUAUCCAAGGCCAGCGUAAGAAGAGGCCUAAUGGACACGAACCAACCUAGGCAGAUGUGUAUAUACUGACUCACACACGGAAAAAUAGACGACCAAUGAAUGAAGCAUCUGCAUAAAUUAUUGGCAUGAGUGAAGUUUUUUUUGUCAAGUCUCAAAAAGACCGAUGUCAUAGUAGCCCGAGGAAUUAUUUUGAGAAAGCCCUGCGUACAAAAGUAAGGGACAUUGAAUUUGGACCUCAUAAUUGGGAAGCAAGUGUUACCAUGCCAAUCUUGCGUGAAGAACCGUUACGUCUAGCCUUUCUACGCGAUUCAAAACUAUUGGAGAUACAGCUGGGGCUAGUGUUUCUCGGCCUUCUGCUUAUGUUGGACGGGAAGAAUGAUAAUAAUUGAAAGAUAUCGAGAAUGUUAUGACAUGGGGUCUCUCUUUUUUUUACGAUUUGAUGCAAAUUCUCAAGAUUUGAGCCAUUAUAAAAAAUCUUCUUUUUGUUUUUUUUUGGGCCUGUUUUUGAGACAGCUACACUAUAUCAAAUUUCAUUAUUGCACUGUAAUUCAUUUUUUUUUUUUUUUUUGGUGUUACUUUGAUUUGAUUGGGUUUAUCUUGAUGGUAAUUUUUGUUUAUGAA
This is a messenger RNA of Cornus florida, 3692 nucleotides long. RefSeq names its product putative disease resistance protein RGA3. The transcript is spliced from 5 exons. Gene Ontology annotation, molecular function: protein binding. The record is from RefSeq and is a predicted model, not a curated record. Bases 93 to 1853 code for a protein of 586 amino acids. Lineage: Eukaryota; Viridiplantae; Streptophyta; Magnoliopsida; Cornales; Cornaceae.